Messenger RNA from Closterium sp. Naga37s-1, 1275 nucleotides. NCBI's taxonomy places the organism in Eukaryota, Viridiplantae, Streptophyta, Zygnematophyceae, Desmidiales, Closteriaceae. The record is from the annotation of a GenBank genome assembly.
AUGGAGGCAUUAGACGGCCCGGUGUUGUUCCGCGUGGCGGACGCCACUGGCGAUGUUCUUACCACCAUCGCCCAACUCACUUCCGUCUCUCGCGCCUUCGCUCUUGUCGCCCGCUCGGAGCUGUGGCCGCGUUGUUGCCUUUCGCGCGCCACCCUUGCCAAAGAGAGCGAGUUGGCGGCGGUAGCGGCGGCGGUGGAGCGCCUGGUGCGCGAGGCGGGCAGCACCGACGCCCCGCAGAACGCGGCGAGUAGCCUGGCGCGGUGCAUGAGCGCAUGCUCGGGCGUGGCGCACGCCUGCACCAUCGCGCUCCGAGUCGACGCGGCGCUGCAAAUUGGUUCGUGGUUGCGCUUGGAGACGGAACGCUGGUGUAAGGUGGAGGGUGACAGUGACGCAGUGGAGGAGAGCGGCGUGCCGCGUGCAGCGAGUGGCAGUGCCGGGAAAGAAGGUGGAGCGGAAGCCGGCGAAAGUGGCAGCGCAAGCAGCACAUCGAGUGUCUGUUGCAAGGGCGCGGAAGGUUUGCCAACUGCUGGUGGUGCAGCCGUUGCUCUGAGUGCCACCACGCCCACCCCGCAUGCCGCCGCGCCUGCUGCUGCCUCUCCUCUGUCCAUCGGUCCUCAUAGAGAGGAGGGGGGAGAAAGGGAGGGAGGAGUGGGGGAAGGGGUGAAGGAGCGUGCGGCAGUGUUGAUGCCAACAAAGGGGUGUUGGUGGGAGCACUCUGUUGCGGGAGAGCCUUGUUGUGUGCUGCGAGGGGCGGUCGCUGGGUUCAAGCACUCACGCUUCCACUGGCUGCUCCAAGGCCAGCCCUUUUCUCUGAGCACGUGCCCCUUCUGCCAUUAUGAGGAUCACCUGAUCCACGCUCACCUGCGGGACGCGGCCGAGGUGGAGGUGCUGGAGGAUGUGUGCGAGGAGGAACUGGACGAGCUCAUCCCCAACCCCUUCAACCCUGACCCUGCUGACGCUGCUGACAAGGACGGCAAUGCCGCCCCGGUGGCGGCAGCUGCAAAGGGGGGGAAGGCGGAGGAGGACUCUGAGGAGGACGAGGACUACGAGACGGAAGAGUCCGAGGAGGAUGAGGACUCCAGGACUCCGAGGAGGACGAUGAGGAGGAGGAGGGUGAGGCGGAAGAGGAGGUGGGUGUUGGGCAGGGAUGGGACGAUGAGGACGAGUGGUGGGCAGAAGGGCGAUUUGACGGGGAGGAGGUGGAGGAGUGGGUUGCUGGGCAGGAUGAUGAGUAUAUGUGCUUGUGCCUUGGUGACUGACUGUAGCCCUUCUUGA